Harmonia axyridis is the source of this 6276-nucleotide messenger RNA. It is a transcript of the gene Chc, whose product is annotated as clathrin heavy chain. The coding region runs from base 187 to 5235 and encodes 1682 amino acids. Gene Ontology annotation, molecular function: clathrin light chain binding; structural molecule activity. NCBI's taxonomy places the organism in Eukaryota, Metazoa, Arthropoda, Insecta, Coleoptera, Coccinellidae. Gene Ontology annotation, biological process: receptor-mediated endocytosis; intracellular protein transport. The record is from RefSeq and is a predicted model, not a curated record. Gene Ontology annotation, cellular component: clathrin-coated endocytic vesicle; clathrin coat of trans-Golgi network vesicle; clathrin complex. The transcript is spliced from 20 exons.
CAACGUCUACAGUUACUUCAAUAGGCGCCAUCUUGGGUGUUUAACAUUUAUGAUUAAGCUGUCAUGUCAGUCGAAUUCUAAAAGGAAAACUAUUGCAUUCGGAAAGCAAGUUAGUGUAGUUUUUGUUUCGUGGAAGACUGAGUAUUUUAAGUUGGAGACAAGAAUCACUAUAAUUAAGAAUUAAAAAUGGCAAGUCAAAUGUUGCCAAUUAAAUUCCAGGAACAUUUACAGCUGGUAAAUGUCGGUAUCAAUGUGGCGAAUAUUUCUUUUGCUACCCUCACAAUGGAAAGUGACAAAUUCAUCUGUGUUAGAGAGAAAGUGGGGGACACGUCACAAGUAGUUAUAAUAGACAUGGCAGAUACAGCUAACCCCAUUAGGCGCCCCAUAACUGCAGAAAGUGCAAUAAUGAACCCAGCUUCCAAAGUAAUAGCCCUCAAAGGUAAAGCUGGCGUAGAAGCCCAGAAAACCUUGCAAAUAUUCAACAUCGAAAUGAAAUCAAAGAUGAAAGCACAUACAAUGAAUGAAGAUGUUAUCUUCUGGAAAUGGAUAUCCUUGAACACUUUAGCGUUAGUAACCGAAACCUCAGUUUACCACUGGUCCAUGGAAGGUGAUUCCACUCCUGUUAAAAUGUUUGAUCGCCACUCUUUACUGAAUGGAUGUCAGAUAAUCAACUAUAGAACAGAUCCUAAGCAGAACUGGUUGCUUCUGGUUGGUAUUACUGCCCAGCAGUCCAGAGUGGUGGGCGCUAUGCAGUUAUAUUCAGUCGAGAGGAAAUGUUCCCAACCAAUCGAAGGUCAUGCUGCUUCUUUUGCUACUUUCAAAAUGGAAGGCAAUCCUGAACCAUCUACUCUUUUCUGUUUUGCUGUGAGAACAGCACAGGGCGGGAAGUUACACAUAAUCGAAGUUGGUCAAUGUCAUCCAAACAACCAACCGUUCCCCAAAAAAACCGUAGACGUAUUCUUUCCACCAGAGGCCCAGAAUGAUUUUCCAGUGGCAAUGCAAGUAUCUUCUAAGUACGACGUCAUCUACCUUAUCACCAAGUACGGUUAUGCCCAUAUGUAUGACAUCGAAAGCGGUAUCUGCAUCUAUAUGAACAGGAUAUCCAGUGAGACCAUUUUUGUAACAGCUCCCCAUGAGGCGACUGGUGGUAUUAUUGGUGUCAAUAGGAGAGGACAGGUGCUCUCUGUUUCGGUGGAUGAAGACAACAUUAUUCGUUAUGUUAGUGGUGUUCUUCAUAACCAUGACCUGGCUCUACGUAUAGCCUCUAGAAACGAUCUUGCAGGAGCUGAGGAUCUUUUUGUCAGCAAGUUCCAGAUGUUGUUCCAGAAUGGCCAGUACACCGAAGCUGCAAAAAUUGCUGCAAAUGCUCCUAAAGGAAUCUUAAGGACUCCAGCAACCAUUCAAAUGUUCCAGCAAGUUCCCACACAAGCUGGUCAAAAUAGUCCAUUACUACAGUAUUUUAGUAUUCUACUUGAUAAAGGACAACUAAAUAGGUACGAAUCCUUGGAACUUUGCAAACCAGUUCUUUUACAAAACCGCAAGCAGCUCCUGGAGAAGUGGCUCAAGGAGGAAAAACUGGAAUGCUCAGAAGAAUUAGGUGACCUUGUCAAACAGGUUGAUCCAACUUUAGCUCUGUCUGUUUACCUCAGAGCCAAUGUUCCAGAGAAGGUAAUUCAAAGCUUUGCCGAGACAGGACAGUUCCAGAAGAUAGUGAUCUAUGCCAAGAAAGUCUCCUACACCCCAGAUUAUAUCUACUUGUUGCGUUAUGUGAUGAGAACAAACCCUGAACAAGGGGCCAAGUUUGCAGGAAUGCUUGUGGGAGAUCAGGAGCCUUUAGCCGACAUCAACCAAAUAGUGGAUAUCUUUAUGGAACAGAAUAUGGUACCCCAAUGCACAGCUUUCCUCUUGGAGGCACUGAAAAAUAACAGGCCAACUGAAGGUCAUCUGCAGACGAGACUUUUGGAAAUCAAUCUUAUUUCCGCUCCACAGGUUGCUGAUGCAAUUUUAGGAAGCAACAUGUUCUCUCACUAUGAUCGACCUCACAUAGCUCAACUUUGUGAGAAAGCUGGUCUCCUACAGAGAGCACUGGAACACUACACUGAUCUCUAUGACAUCAAGAGGGCUGUAGUACACACCCAACUUCUUCCUGUUGAUUGGUUGGUGAGCUUUUUCGGUACCCUAAGUGUGGAGGAUAGUCUAGAAUGUCUCAAGGCCAUGCUAACAGCCAACAUCAGGCAGAACCUUCAGAUUUGCGUGCAAAUCGCUACCAAGUACCAUGAACAGUUGACUACGAAGGCGCUGAUUGAUCUGUUUGAGAGUUUUAAGAGCUAUGAAGGUCUCUUCUAUUUCCUUGGCUCCAUCGUGAACUUCUCGCAGGACGAAGAAGUACACUUCAAGUACAUACAAGCUGCUUGCAAGACCGGUCAGAUCAAAGAGGUUGAGCGCAUAUGCAGAGAGUCAAACUGUUACAAUCCUGAACGCGUAAAGAACUUCCUUAAGGAAGCUAAACUUACUGAUCAACUACCAUUGAUUAUCGUUUGCGAUCGAUUCGACUUCGUCCACGAUCUGGUUCUGUACCUAUACAGAAAUUCUCUGCAGAAAUACAUCGAGAUCUAUGUGCAAAAGGUCAACCCCAGCCGCUUACCUGUGGUUAUUGGCGGACUGUUAGAUGUCGAUUGUUCCGAAGAUAUCAUCAAGAAUCUGAUAUUAGUCGUUAGAGGGCAGUUUUCGACAGAUGAGUUGGUUGAAGAAGUAGAAAAGAGAAACAGGCUGAAACUACUGCUACCAUGGUUGGAAUCAAGGGUUCACGAAGGUUGUGUGGAACCUGCAACUCACAACGCACUUGCCAAGAUCUACAUCGACUCCAAUAACAAUGCUGAGAGAUUCCUGAAGGAGAAUCAGUGGUACGAUUCAAGAGUGGUAGGACGUUAUUGCGAGAAACGUGACCCCCACCUCGCCUGUGUGGCCUACGAAAGGGGCCAGUGCGACCGUGAGUUGAUAGCAGUAUGCAACGAAAACUCCUUGUUCAAGUCCGAGGCCAGAUACCUGGUGCGCAGGCGUGAUCCCGAACUGUGGGCAGAGGUACUUCAGGAAAGCAAUCCCUACAGGCGUCAACUCAUCGAUCAAGUCGUCCAGACCGCCCUCAACGAAACGCAGGACCCCGAGGACAUCUCCGUUACCGUCAAGGCGUUCAUGACUGCCGAUCUGCCAAAUGAACUCAUCGAGCUACUCGAGAAAAUCGUUCUAGACAAUUCGGUCUUUUCCGAUCAUAGGAAUCUGCAGAAUCUUCUCAUCUUGACUGCGAUUAAGGCCGACACAAGCCGCGUCAUGGACUACAUCAACCGUCUUGACAACUAUGACGCCCCAGACAUCGCUAACAUCGCCAUAACCAGCCAUCUGUACGAAGAGGCGUUCGCCAUUUUCAAGAAGUUCGAUGUCAACACUUCUGCCAUUCAGGUGUUGAUCGAGCAGGUGAACAACCUGGACCGCGCCUACGAGUUCGCAGAACGCUGCAAUGAACCGGCCGUUUGGAGCCAGCUGGCCAAGGCGCAGCUCAAGCAAGGACUGGUCAAAGAAGCCAUCGAUUCCUACAUCAAGGCGGACGAUCCUUCAGAGUACAUGGCGGUUGUCGAAACCGCCACCCAGAACAACUCGUGGGAGGAUCUUGUUAGGUACCUUCAGAUGGCGCGCAAGAAGGCGCGAGAAAGCUAUAUAGAGUCCGAGCUCAUCUACUCUUAUGCAAAGACCGGGCGUCUCGCCGAUCUUGAAGAGUUCAUCUCUGGUCCAAACCACGCCGAUAUCCUAAAGAUUGGUGAGCGUUGCUUUGAGGACAAGAUGUACGACGCAGCCAAGUUGCUGUUCAACAACGUGUCAAACUUCGCACGUCUGGCCAUCACGCUGGUUCACCUGAAAGAGUUUCAAGGGGCAGUGGACAGCGCAAGGAAGGCCAACAGCACCAGAACUUGGAAGGAGGUCUGCUUCGCUUGCGUCGAUCACGAGGAGUUUAGGCUGUCGCAAAUGUGCGGCAUGCACAUUGUGGUUCACGCGGAUGAAUUGCAGGAUUUAAUCAACUACUACCAAGACCGUGGAUACUUUGAGGAAUUGAUUGGUCUAUUGGAAGCUGCCUUGGGUUUAGAAAGGGCCCACAUGGGAAUGUUCACGGAAUUGGCAAUUCUUUACUCAAAAUACAAGCCAGCUAAAAUGCGAGAGCAUCUAGAGUUGUUCUGGUCCAGAGUAAACAUACCCAAAGUACUCCGAGCAGCAGAACAAGCUCAUCUAUGGGCUGAGUUAGUAUUCCUGUAUGACAAAUAUGAAGAGUACGACAAUGCAGUACUUGCAAUGAUGGCCCAUCCAACUGAAGCCUGGAGAGAAGGCCAUUUCAAGGACAUCAUCACUAAAGUUGCCAACAUUGAACUAUACUAUAAAGCGAUCCAGUUUUAUCUUGACUAUAAACCGCUUCUUCUAAACGACCUCCUGCUGGUUCUGGCACCCAGAAUGGAUCAUACUAGGUCUGUCCAAUUCUUCUCAAAAACAGGCCAUCUCCAACUUGUCAAAUCUUAUCUUCGUUCAGUACAAAACUUGAAUAACAAGGCAAUCAACGAAGCCCUAAAUUCCCUUCUGAUUGAAGAGGAGGAUUUCCAGGGACUACGAACAUCUAUAGAUGCUUUCGAUAACUUUGAUAAUAUUAGUCUUGCCCAGAAAUUGGAGAAACACGAACUCACAGAAUUUAGACGUAUUGCUGCCUAUCUUUAUAAAGGUAACAAUAGAUGGAAACAAAGUGUUGAACUAUGCAAAAAAGAUAGGCUUUUCCGAGAUGCUAUGGAAUAUACUGCUGAAUCUAGAAAUCAAGAACUGGCCGAAGAAUUGUUGGCUUGGUUCUUGGAAAGAAAAGCUUAUGAUUGCUUCUCCGCUUGUUUGUAUCAGUGUUAUGACCUCUUAAGGCCAGAUGUGAUCUUAGAGCUGGCCUGGAAACAUAAGAUAAUGGACUUUGCCAUGCCUUAUCUCAUCCAAGUGACCAGGGAGAUGUCUACAAGAAUUGAAAAAUUAGAACAAUCAGAAACACAAAGACAGACUGAAGCUGCAGAAGAACCCAAAUCAAUGAUGAUGCCAGAACCUCAGCUAAUGCUGACUGCUGGUCCAGCAAUGGGUAUGCCUCCACAGCAGUUUGUUCCACAAGCAUAUGCCCAGGCUGGGUAUGCCCCUCAAAUGCAAUACCAAGGGUAUCCCGGAAUGUAAUAUACAACCCCAAUUAAUUACGCCCAAAUGAAUAGCAAAUGGAUAUAGUACAAGACAAUAUAGCAUGUUAACUAAAAGGAGGGAGGGGGGUUGAUUUGUCCUGCCUUCAAAACUGUAGGGGAAAAAUUUGUUGAAUUUUAUCUAAAACGGCGCAGUAUUUCUAGUAUUUUAGCGUAUGCAAACAUUUUGGGAAGGUUUACGAAUAAUUACCCCCCUUUUAACGCUUAAGAAAAAGUUCUAUAGAAACUUUAAAUGUUGAUUUUCCAUUCUGCCAAAGUCUUGUAAAGGAAGUUAUUAAUCAAAUAUCUGUUUAUAGUUCAAAUUUUUGAGAUUAAAUCAGGAAAUAGUCAAAAACAUAAUUAGUUAAUUGGAUUCCAAAAUGAUGUAGAUACACUGAGCUAUUUCCUCGACUGCAAAGGAGGUUAUCAUCAUUUGUUUUCAGUAAAAUGGAUUGCUUUCUAAAGAGAAAUUGAUAACUGAAAGUUCGAUUUGGGCAAUUUAUUCAAUUUAUUGAUUAAUUUGAAAUUGAUAGGAUAUUUUUAAUUUUUAUUUGUUUACGUCCAUUCAAUAUUGUGCUUUAUAUUUUUGUUAUUUUUUUAAUGGAUGCUUAUUUACUUUUUAAUAUGUACAUAAUAGCAUAUUAUGUGCUAGUAAAUGAAAAAGAAGCAGAAGACGUACUAUGUAUAUAUAACAUAUUGAUAAUAAUAUAGUAUAAUUUACUUGUCAACAAAAUUUUAUGUUAUCCAAUCUAUAAUCGACUUACAUCAGAUUAGUGAUUUUAGGCAUUCCCAGUUUAGUUUUACAUAAACUUUAUUACUUUUUUCCUUUGAGUAACUGAUGUUAUUUUAAUAUUUUAAUGAUGCACAUCAAAUUUAAUAUUUAUUGAGUGUAUUAGCAAGUUGAAACUUUUAUUUAGUUUGUAUUAUUAUAAAAUAUUUGUAAAUGUUGGUCUAUUUCUCAGUAAUUGCACCUUAAUGCGAGGUUCUUGUUAUUUUCCUAUAAUCAUGAACAGCUAUAUUAAUUAAAGACAUUACCUAUAAA